AUUAAAGUCGUAGAAGAUGGGUUAUUAAAAUAAAAUACUUUAUGUUGGAGCACAAAUUAAUAAAAGUAAUUAACGGUAACUAAUUAAGGGAAAAUGUCGAUCCCAUUUACAGGAAUAUUGGCACGAUCUGGUGGAGUAUUGGGUGCUAUUGGAAGACAGGUUAAAUUGUUGAAUUUACAACCGACUAAAAAAAUCACUGUACAGUUUGACCCGUUUUACGAAAAAGUAAAAUAUGUCAGGGACUUCCUGUUUCAAAUUUCAACUCCAAAAGUCUUGAGGACGAACUUGACGUGUGUGCUGAAAACUAACAUAGUCUGCGAUAGAUCCGAGCCAACGGUAACUUGCGAGUUAGUUAACGGAGAAAAGGUCCUGUUCAAGUGCGCAAAUUUAGAUACAUUGGACUUAUUAACUCUGUACAACAAACAUAUUACUCCGCUAGCACCUCCGGAGGAGAUUGAGACAAAGGGAAUUAUUAAAAAGAAGAAGGCUAAGAAAACUAAAAAAAGACGACCCUUGCACAGAAGAUAAAUUUAUCUAUAGUUUACUUUACCGCUAGAUUUUUUAUUUCCUUUUCUUAAAAUAAUUAUUUUAGUUUUCUAAAAUGGGAAGGAGGAAAGAUUAUAGCCU
Messenger RNA from Microplitis demolitor, 627 nucleotides. RefSeq names its product 39S ribosomal protein L53, mitochondrial (gene mRpL53). Gene Ontology annotation, cellular component: mitochondrial large ribosomal subunit. The coding region runs from base 94 to 528 and encodes 144 amino acids. The transcript has 3 exons. The record is from RefSeq and is a predicted model, not a curated record. NCBI's taxonomy places the organism in Eukaryota, Metazoa, Arthropoda, Insecta, Hymenoptera, Braconidae.